AUGGAUGGGUCCGUGAGCCGGCUGCGCCUGGGCGAGUCGCUGCGGCGCGGGGAGCUCUUCCUCUUCCUCACUGCUAUCCUGCAGAGCUUCUCGCUGGAGCCGCUGGGGGCGCCCGAGGACAGCGACCUGACCCCGUUCGGCUCCGGCCGGCUGCGCCUGGGCGAGUCGCUGCGGCGCGGGGAGCUCUUCCUCUUCCUCACUGCUAUCCUGCAGAGCUUCUCGCUGGAGCCGCUGGGGGCGCCCGAGGACAGCGACCUGACCCCGUUCGGCUCCGAUCCCAAGGGAAUCAACGAGAGGCAAAGAGGUGCAGGCAGCCGGGCGGGGUUGGGGUGCACCCGGCGCUCAGGCGCUCAGACGCAGGCGGCCCUACCCCUGGGCCCGUACCACUCCCGCUUCUGCGGAACUUGCUGCAGCUCGAGUCUGGACACCUGGACCGUGCACUCAUGGAGGCAGCCCCAACAGUGGCUGCCUGGCCGCUGGGGUCCGGUGUUUACGGUGUGGCUGGGCCCGCGCCCUGCAGUGGUGCUGUGCAGCUACGCAGCGCUGCGGGACGCAUUAGUGCUGCAAGCGGAUGCCUUCUCCGGCCGCGGGGCCAGGGCAGUCUUCGAACGCUUCACACGCGGAAACGGCAUCGUGGUUUCUAACGGGCAGCGCUGGCGGACGCUGCGCAAUUUUGCACUUGGAGCACUUGAGGAGUUCUGCUUGGGUACGCGGACCAUCGAGGGCCGUGUCCUGGAAGAGGCGCCUUGUCUGCUUGGCGAAUUUCAAGACAGCGUUGGCGCUCCGUUCGACCCCCGCGGCUUACCAGAUAAUGCUGUUUCUCACGUUAUGUGUUCCGUGGUCUUUGAGAACCGCUAUGGCUACGAGGACCCGGAGUUCCUGAGGCUCCUGGACCUCUUCAAUGACAACUUCCGCAUCAUGAGUUCCAGAUGGGGUGAGGUGAGAGGGUCGGCCCCCAUCCCUCCCUCGUGUGCCCAAUCUAUGCCAAAUUCCGAGUACAUGGACCUACCUACAUUGGAUCAUUAGAAUGGGGCAGUCUUAGAAUCUUGGAAUGGAAGAGUUUUAGAACCUACAUCAAAGUCCUGGUCCAGUCUCCCCAUAGGGAAACUAAUGGUCUUGUUCAAGGUCCUAUUGAUUUCCUGUCCCCCCAGAUGUACAUUUUCCCCUCCCUCCUAAAAUGGCUCCCAGGCCCACACCACGGAAUCUUCCAAAACGUAGCAGAGCUUAGAGUUUUCACCUCUCAGCAAACCCAGCAGCAACCGGCAGCCCAGGGAACCCCGCAAUUUCAUCGAUUGCUUCCUGGAUCAAACAGAUAAGGUACAGGGCCCUGCUGCCCACCAGCAGACGCCUGGCUCCUCUACCCACAGGAACAGAAGGACCCGGAGAGCCAUUUCCAGUAGACGCUGGUGAUGACGACGCAUAACCGCUUCCCUGGCAGUACUGAGACCACAAGCACCACCCUGCGCUAUGGACUCCUCAUUCUGCUCCAGUUCCCAGAGGUGGCAGGCUUGUGAGCUGGACAGCUAGGG
This is a messenger RNA of Physeter macrocephalus (sperm whale), 1529 nucleotides long. Its product is annotated as cytochrome P450 2F3-like. Gene Ontology annotation, biological process: xenobiotic metabolic process; epoxygenase P450 pathway. Gene Ontology annotation, molecular function: oxidoreductase activity, acting on paired donors, with incorporation or reduction of molecular oxygen, reduced flavin or flavoprotein as one donor, and incorporation of one atom of oxygen; iron ion binding; heme binding. Lineage: Eukaryota; Metazoa; Chordata; Mammalia; Artiodactyla; Physeteridae. The record is from RefSeq and is a predicted model, not a curated record. Gene Ontology annotation, cellular component: cytoplasm; intracellular membrane-bounded organelle.